Messenger RNA from Cyprinodon tularosa, 2210 nucleotides. It is a transcript of the gene aacs, whose product is annotated as acetoacetyl-CoA synthetase. Bases 146 to 2179 code for a protein of 677 amino acids. Lineage: Eukaryota; Metazoa; Chordata; Actinopteri; Cyprinodontiformes; Cyprinodontidae. Gene Ontology annotation, biological process: lipid metabolic process; positive regulation of insulin secretion. Gene Ontology annotation, cellular component: cytosol. The transcript is spliced from 18 exons. The record is from RefSeq and is a predicted model, not a curated record. Gene Ontology annotation, molecular function: acetoacetate-CoA ligase activity.
CCUUACGCAUUGCCUUGCGCUGGAUGUUAUCUAGCUAUCCCCAUCCGCCUGCAGCCAUUCAGAGCGGUGAAAACCUCCAGGAGCGGCUGGCUGGUAGCUUCCAGGGACUUUGACUGCUGCUGCUGCUGUGAAGCUGAGCGCUACAAUGAUGUCAGAAGACACGGAAGGAAAGAGCGAGAAAAUAAUGGAUACGGAGAGCAAGGUGCUGUGGUACCCGGACUCCAAGAGGAACACACAGAUGGACACGUUCAGGAUACAGGUCAACUCAGACUACGGACUUAAUCUGGCGAACUACAAUGAUCUUUACCAGUGGUCUGUGGACUGUUAUCCAGAGUUCUGGGCAGAGGUGUGGCGCUUCUGUGGAUUCGUCAGUUCCAAACCAUAUGAGGAGGUGGUGGACGUUUCCAAGCGGAUCUCAGAUGUUCCAGAGUGGUUUAAAGGAGCUCGACUCAACUACGCCGAGAACCUGCUUAAGCACGCUGAUCAGGACAAAGUGGCUCUUUACUGUGCAAGAGAAGGGAACGAGGAGAUCAGGAAGGUGACAUUCGGGGAACUGAGGCGUGAUGUGGCGUUGUUUGCUGCAGCCAUGAGGAAGAUGGGUAUUCGGACUGGAGACAGGGUUGUAGGUUACCUGCCCAAUGGCAUCCAUGCAGUAGAAGCCAUGUUGGCGGCAGCCAGCAUCGGGGCCAUUUGGAGCUCCACAUCGGUCGACUUUGGGGUUAAUGGUGUUCUAGACAGAUUUUCUCAAAUUCAGCCCAAACUGAUCUUCUCAGUAGCUGCUGUGGUUUACAACGGGAAAACGCACGACCACAUGGAAAAACUGAUAAACGUUGUUAAAGGUUUACCCGACCUGAAUAAAGUAGUCGUGAUUCCCUACGUUUUGUCCAAGGAAGAGACCAACCUCUCCAAAAUUCCCAACAGCGAGUUUCUUGAUGACUUUUUGGCAUCUGGAAGAGGCGAAGGAGACCAGUUCCCUCAGCUGGAGUUUGAGCAGCUUCCGUUCAACCAUCCUCUGUUCAUCAUGUACUCGUCGGGAACGACAGGAGCUCCUAAAUGCAUGGUCCAUUCAGCCGGGGGCACUCUCAUCCAGCACUUGAAGGAACACGUUCUCCAUGGCAACAUGACCUCCAACGAUGUCAUCAUUUACUACACCACCACCGGGUGGAUGAUGUGGAACUGGCUGGUGUCUGCUCUGGCAGUGGGGGCCUCAGUGGUUUUAUACGAUGGUUCACCACUAAUGCCAACAGCCAAUGUGCUGUGGAACCUGACAGACAAGCUGGGAAUCACUAUCUUUGGCACUGGGGCUAAAUGGCUGUCUGUGCUGCAGGAGAAGAACCUCAAACCUUCGGAAACACACAACCUUCAGUCUCUACACACCAUCCUGUCCACUGGAUCUCCACUCAAACCUCAGAGCUACGACUACGUGUAUCGCUGCAUCAAGAGCACCGUGCUGCUGGGCUCAAUCUCAGGUGGCACUGAUAUAGUUUCGUGUUUCAUGGGGCAAAAUCCAACAGUUCCAGUGUAUCGCGGGGAGAUCCAGUCCAGAAACCUCGGCAUGGCUAUAGAAGCGUGGAGUACUGAGGGUAAGCCGGUUUGGGGGGAGAGCGGAGAGCUUGUCUGCCUGAAGCCGAUCCCCUGCCAACCAACUCGCUUCUGGAAUGAUGAGAAUGGGAGCAAAUAUCACAAAGCUUACUUCUCUACGUUUCCCGGUGUGUGGGCCCAUGGAGAUUAUUGUAAAAUAAAUCCGAAGACAGGCGGCAUUAUCAUGCUUGGCAGAAGUGAUGGGACGUUGAACCCUAAUGGAGUUCGCUUUGGGAGCUCAGAGAUCUACAAUAUUGUGGAGGCUUUUGAGGAAGUGUCAGACAGUCUUUGUGUGCCACAGUACAAUGCAGAUGGAGAGGAAAGGGUUAUUUUGUUCUUAAAGAUGGCUCCCGGGAAGCCGUUCUGUCCAGAGCUGGUGACAAGGAUUAAAGGAGCCAUCAGAAAAGCCUUGUCUGCCCGACACGUCCCUGCCUUGCUGCUGGAGACAAAAGACAUUCCUUACACCAUCAGUGGUAAGAAGGUGGAGGUCGCCGUGAAGCAGAUCAUUGCAGGUCGGGAGGUUACACAGCGAGGAGCUUUCUCCAACCCUGAUUCUCUGGACCUCUACAAGAACAUUUCUGAGCUACAAAACUUUUAAUAAUUAAAUAGAUUCAAUUCCAGAUAGUUGA